Molecule: messenger RNA, 1240 nt
Organism: Aricia agestis (brown argus)
Lineage: Eukaryota; Metazoa; Arthropoda; Insecta; Lepidoptera; Lycaenidae
Product: UBX domain-containing protein 1
Exons: 6
Coding region: 74-1045 (323 amino acids)
Molecular function (GO): protein binding
Source: RefSeq, a predicted model, not a curated record
CUGUCUUUCUAAGUCUUUCUUUUUAUUAGAAAAAUAAUAAUAUAAAAAAUCCUUGCAUUUAAUUAACGAUAUAAUGGCUGAAAUUCAGACAUUGAUAGAAAUGGGUUUUCCCAAAGAGCGAGCUGAGAAAGCAUUGGAAGUCACAAAUUUUAAGGGCGUAGAACCUGCAAUGGAAUGGCUUUUGGCGCACGCAGAUGAUCCAGUGGAGAGCGUAGGUCACACGAUCGCCGGUAGCUCAAGCAGCGAGGCCCCGGCCGCGGCCGCGGCGCCGGCACCCGCGGAGUCCACGUCAGAGACCCCAGAAGCCGCCGACGAAGCCAAAUCAUUCAAAUGUGACGAGUGCGGUAAACUGUUCAAAAACCAGGAUGAAAUGGAGUACCAUGCAGCUAAAACGAAUCACAGCCAGUUUUCCGAGUCUACUGAAGAGAAGAAACCGUUGACUGAGGAGGAGAAGAAAGCUCAACUUGCUCUUCUUGAGGAGCGCCUCAAACAAAAACGCAAAGAAAGGGAGGAAAGAGAGAAGGCUGAAGCAUUAGAACGCGAGCGUAUCAGGAUAAAGUCGGGUAAAGAUUUACAAGAAGCCAAAUUACGCAUGCAAGAACAAGAAAUGAAAAAGUUAGUAGAACAGAGGCGAAGAGAGAAAUUGGAAGACCAACAAGCCAGGGAAAGAGUUAAAGCUCAAAUAGAAGCUGACAGACAAGCAAGAAAAUUAGCAGCCUCUGGUCAGCCCGCUCCUGCUCCUCCAGCGCCUGUGCCCAUUGCUAGUCCCACCCCUCCACCCAAGGGCUCCUACGAGCAAGCCCGCAUUCAGCUGAGGCUGCCCGAUGGACAGUCAAUCACACAUAACUUUGGGGCCAAGGAACUAUUAGCUGCUGUCAGGACUUAUGUACAAGUGAACACUAAGGAAUUUGCACAAAAUGAUAAUUUUAAAUUGAUGACCACAUUUCCCAAGAAAAUAUUCACUGAGGAGGAUUAUGAAAAGCCAUUAGAAAUAUUAGGCCUUGUACCAUCUGCAGUAAUAAUAAUCUCAAGAGGAGCUCAAUAAAUAUUAUUUAAGUCAAUUGUAAAAAUGUGCUGGGUAUGUUUAUGAAUUAUUGUCUACAUUCUUUAAAAAUUAAAUGUUUUGUCAGCUUAAAACUAUUAUACCAGAAUAAAAUAUACAGUCUCUGAAAAUAAUGUAAAAGAAGUGUCAUAUUGUGAACUUGAGUCUUUUGAAUAAACAAUAAAAUUCGAUUGGAAA